Paramecium pentaurelia is the source of this 1369-nucleotide messenger RNA. Lineage: Eukaryota; Ciliophora; Oligohymenophorea; Peniculida; Parameciidae. The record is from the annotation of a GenBank genome assembly.
AUGUAAAAACAUCCUAUUCAUCAUCGAUCUUAAUAAUAAAAUUCAUCAGAUACAAAAAUUAAGAUUUUGUAUUAAUGUGUUGUUGAAAGAAAGCACUUUUUUCUAAAUAGGAAAUAUUAUUUGUAAUUAACUAACCAAUGUUUAACACUUUGCGAAGUAAGAAUACUAUCUAAUCCAAUAGAAACAAACUCAAUAGAAUCCUAAAUAUAGAUAUGCACUUAAUUUAGAUAAAGUAUUCUUUUGGAUAGUUAAAGAUAACAAAAUUAUUGGAUUUUAACUUCCAUAUUAAGGACAAAUUAAAGAAUUUUUUGGAAACGCUAAUGAAAUUUUGAAUCUGAAGAUUAAAAUGGGAUUAUUGGUUUGUUAUGAGAAAAUAGAUAAGUUUUAUAAGAAAGAAGAGAUUAUUUAAUCUGGCUCAUUUGGAUAGGUUUACUUUAAAAUUAUUAUUUAGGUUACGAAAGAAAUUUGUCGAUUUACAUAGAAAUUAGUGGCUAUAAAAUGUAUUUAAGUUGAGAACAAUCAAAGUCCAACAAUAAAAAAUGAAAUCGACAUUCUAAAAAAACUAAAAGAUUCUUAGAAUAUUUUAGAGAUAUAAGAAAUAUAUAAAGAUGAUCACAAUUAUUAUAUUGUAACAGAAUAUAUUCCUGGUUCCAAUCUCAAAUAAAUUCUAGAAUAUAAGUAAAAGCCCUUUUCAUUAUAAGAAUCUUUAAAUAUAAUGGAAGUAAUAAAGAUUUAAAUUUAUUAGUAAAUUUUAACGGGAUUAUAAACUAUUCAUGCAGCUGGAAUUAUACAUCGAGAUCUUAAACCAGCCAAUUUAAUGUAUCAUAAUAACUAAAUAAAAAUUAUUGAUUUUGGUUUGGCAUGUUUAAAUGGUAAUUAACUUGAAUAAUAUCCAACAUGUGGUACUGCUGGAUUCUCUGCUCCUGAAGUACUUAAUGCUUGGAAUAAGAAAGCUAAAUAUGAUUUUAAAGUAGAUUUAUUUAGUGUAGGGUGUAUCUUUUACUAAUUGUUAACGUUGGAAAGUUUAUUCAAAGGUGAUAAUUAAAAAGCAACCAUUUACUAUAAUAAAUAGUGUUAAUACACAAUUAAAGAGAGUGGUUCACCAUUUGACUUAGUUAAGUUAUUUCUAAAAUCAGACCCAAAUGAAAGAAUAGAUUGUUUGUAAGCUCUCGAAGGAAUUUAGAUAUUGUAAGACUAUAAAAAUUUCGAUAUAAAUUUGUGGUUUCAUCAUAGAUUGAAAUAUAAUAAUAAGGGAAGAUCUAAUUGUGAGUUUAAUUUUGAGAACCCAAAUAAAUAUACAAGAUAAUGUAGUUUAACAAGUCUUAAGAUAAAUAAUUAAGAAAAAAAUAAAGUUAUAAAACAUUAAUGA